Messenger RNA from Zea mays, 2084 nucleotides. RefSeq lists its product as uncharacterized. The record is from RefSeq and is a predicted model, not a curated record. The transcript is spliced from 2 exons. Lineage: Eukaryota; Viridiplantae; Streptophyta; Magnoliopsida; Poales; Poaceae. The coding region runs from base 872 to 1717 and encodes 281 amino acids.
UAUUUGUUGUGGUCAUAUUUUGUUUUGUUGAUGCACUUCUGAUCUAGAAUGCUUGCUAGGGUAGCAGAGGCGCGGUUGGGUUUGCUAAUCGCUAUUCUGAUGCUGAUUCCAGGACUGCCAAAGAUGGACAGUAUGUAAAGGUUACAGGGGUAUGUAUAAUGCCAACAAAAUUGUUUGAUCUAUUCUUAUCUUUUUACUUGAAUCAGUUCACUUGUGGUGCUCUUUAUUCAUCCUAUAUGUUUAUUUUAUUUCACUAUUGGUAAAUAACACUGCCCUGACAUGUUGAUUAUUAAAGUUUUCAUUUGCUCAACAUGAGCAACGUGUUCUGCAUCAGUCCUCUUAAAAUCCUUUCAUGUUUUCUCUGUCACAUAGUUUACCUUUUAUUCUCUUCAGGAGCGCAAAAUUUGUCCAGGAUCGAUGAGGCAAAGGGGAUCAUUGAUAAGAUGAAGGUUAAGUUCCCAGAUAAAAUUGAGGGAUGGAAGGAGGUGAAGGAAGUGGGCGAGCUAAGGGGCGCGCGAGAGGACGUCAGGUAGAUGCUCAAGGCCACCUCCUGCCAUCCCAUCUUGGUAUGGUAGUUCUUUCUGCUCAUGCCGAGGCUCCCUACGGUUGGAGCGUGCAAGUGAUUCUACUGUGUGAUGUUGUUUAUUCAUCGUUUCAUCUAGCCACCCAGGGUUUAUGCAUCUCUACAAAGUGUCUCAUGUCUCGUGCAAUUGAUGAACUAAUACUCCGCAAUCUUUUGUAUUGGGUAAUUUAGGAACUUGUAUAAUUUAGUUGGUCGUUUGUUUACUCAGCUGACCACACAUCAGUUUAUGCAACAAAAAUAGGUUUGGGAAAUGUGUUAGUGCCCCAGCUGCACUAUUUCUCUUUGUUUAUGCUAAAUCAAUUUAGGGCCUUUUGCUUUACUAUUCUCCUCUUUAUGAUCCAGCAUCAGCCACUAUUUUAUUGGAACUUUCUGCAGACUUCAAAACAAGGAGGCUUCCCCAAUAUUCAGUCUACGCAACAUGUUCCCAGUACAAGCAUUUCAUCGGGUCUUCCUCUCCCACAACAAUUGCCUGUAUACUCUCAGCCAACUCUGCCCCUUGGGCCUUUUACCAGCCUGGUUGGCUAUCCAUAUUUGCCUCAGAACUAUUACUUACCUUCAUCGCCAUUCCAGCAAGCGUACUCAAGUAAUGGGCCUUUCCAUCAAUCUGCUGCUCCUGCCAUGCCUGGAGCUGGUAUGAAGUAUCCGAUGCCACAAUACAAGAGCAGCCCUCCUGCUUCGACCCUACCACAACCAUCAUCACUCUCUGGUUACGGAGGGUUCGGAAGUGCAAAUAAUAUCCCUAGAAAUUUCAGCCAAAAUCAGGGUGCUGCCGCUGCACCCACAACUUUGGGAUUCGAUGAAGCUUUAGGCACACAAUUCAAACACCCCAAUCAUUAUGCAGCACUACAGCAGAGUGAUAAUUCAGCAAUGUGGCUUCAUGGAGGCGCUGGUUCAAGAACAAUUUCUGCAGUUCCGCCUGGUAACUUCUAUGGUUUCCAGGGCCAAAGUAAGCAUGGUGGCUUCCGCCAGGCACAUCAUCCAUCUCAGUACGGUGGUCUUGGGUACCCAAGCUUCUACCAGUCGCAGACCAGUCUGCCACAGGAGCACCCCCAGAGCCCCACUGAGGGAAGCUUGAACAAUCCCUACGGGGUACCAUCCCAGCCUUCACACCAGCUCUGGCAGCACAUAUACUAAACCUUAUGUGCUCUCCUGGGAGAUGCCUCUACGCUGCCAGGCUACCUGCAAGUCUUCUUGGCACGCAGCGCCGUGAAGAGAGCAGACUAGCUAAACCCAACAGCAAUGAAGUGUGUUGUUUUUCUUUCUUUCUUUUUUUCUCCAGCUGUGUGUUCUGGAACUAAAUUAGGCUGUCGUGGUUUUUACUUUAUAGUGAGUGGUGUUGCAGUCUUGCAGAGGUGCUAUCUUGUAACGGUAAAGUCCUAACUCAUCUAACAUAUCUGCUUUUCAUACCCCUGUAAUGUGACAUUUUGUUCUUGAUGCCUAGAAGCUUCUACGUGUUGUAGCUACUUUAGUAAGGGUGAUAAGAAUGUUCAUCUUCUGCCUA